Molecule: messenger RNA, 2241 nt
Organism: Homarus americanus (American lobster)
Lineage: Eukaryota; Metazoa; Arthropoda; Malacostraca; Decapoda; Nephropidae
Product: ETS translocation variant 5-like
Biological process (GO): regulation of transcription by RNA polymerase II; cell differentiation
Cellular component (GO): nucleus
Molecular function (GO): protein binding; DNA-binding transcription factor activity, RNA polymerase II-specific; sequence-specific DNA binding
Source: RefSeq, a predicted model, not a curated record
AGUGACACUACAGUACAGAUGCCUGGCACCCGGGGUAGAGUCGCUCAUUGGCCAGCUAGGCGGCACUCCCUCCACUACCGCUCGUCCAACCACGCUUCUACUUCUGCCGAUCACUGCCAAACAUUCACUGGUGGUCACUACUAGUCACUACAGUGUCUUUUACCCAACGUCUGUGUCACUUUGUAUUGCAAUCCCUGCUGUUUUGACUGAUUCCUGACGUCUUCGCUCGCCACCCCCCCUCAUGAAGCCAACGGUGUCGUAAGUUUCAACUGCUAAAUCGUUCCUGAUAUCGCUGUUUCACCGCUAGUUCUAUAACUUUUAUGGUGCCCCGACUCUCUGAAAACCACAUCCUGACUACCAACAAUUCUGUACUGUGUUGUCUAUAAAGCUGCCGUAAACGUAAACAAGCUUCCCUCAAGAGCCGUCAGCCACCAAGUUUGUUUUGUCCUGCAGCAGAACUCGACGCCGUAAAUUGUGUUUUGGAACUGAAGCAUUACGUCGCAUCUUAUGACACUUAAAAAAUAUCCGUGAACCCGUGAUCUUUGGAAAGUUCUACUUGACUUUUUUAUGAACUAACAUGAAACAAUAGAUCUGCGUUCGUAUGUGGUGGAACUUAUAGAAGACACAGAAAAACUCUUAUGUAAACGCAGCAGAAUGUAUUAAAAAUGAACUCUCCUGCCUGACCUUUCGGGUGCUGGGGUGCUGAACUUUGUGUGUCUGUGUGAACGAUAAAACACGACAUUCACUUUCCUGGACUUGGAGAUAAAAAAAAUAACUCUUCCUGCAUCUCAAUUCUCUGUGACCGUGGAACUCUCUUGUGUGUGAACGCGGAACUCUUUAAUUAUUGGAGUACUGGCGGCGAGCUGAUCCCUUCAGAAUGAUGUUGAACGCUGAGACGGCCACCUCCUCCUCCUCCAACGGUGUUGCUGAAGAAUGUGCCGAAGAGGAAAAUCCAUCGCACUCCUCGGCCCUCUCCCCGACCGACCCCGUGUCCUUAGCCAGACUGCACCUCUUCAACGCCGCCUACAGAUGGUCCGUGCAGCCAGAAAAUAGCCAGCCAGAAGAGUACCGGGUGAAGUGGGAGGGACACAUGCACCAUCUGUCGCAGCAGGUGGCCCAGCUAGAGAACGACUCCGCCUCGGCUGACGUGACAGUGGCCACCAAGGGCAUCAACAUCCCCUCCCACAGGAUAGUUCUCGCUGCCGCCAGUUCCUUCUUCAGGGGCGUUCUGCAGGAGGUUCCAGUGAGCCAGCACCCGGUGAUCGUGGUGAGGGACACAGAUCCCCGCCACCUGCGUUAUGUUGUGUCCUUCUGCUACAGCGGCUCCGUCAGGAUACCCCAGCAAGACGUAGACCAAGUACUGAAGUUAGCACAAGACUUGGAGAUCAGCGGACUGAAAAUAGUGAGACAGGAAGAAGAAUCCUCCGACCCACCACCGCCCACCACCACGCUCCGCAACCGCUUCUUCCGCCCACCCUCGCCCACCAGGUUCACUUUCACGCCGCCCAUGCACGUCCACUCACCGCCCACCCUUCAGGAGCGUUGUGGCAGCUCCCCGGGACCUAAGAGAGCCAACACGCCUCUGGAUCUACAGGAUACACAGAGCAAAAAACGCUGCAAGGUUGAGCCAUUGUCGACCAGCAGAGGAGAGAAUGAUUCCCCUUCGUCAUUAGUGUCGCCGCGUUCCACGCCACCAGGGUCUGCCCCCCCACACCUGGUCAGUCAUGCCCCCAGCACCCCCUUCUUCAGGAGUCAUCGCCUCACUCCACCACAUUCCGCCCCGCCACAGUCUGUCAGAGAGCUGUCCUCCUCCCAUGAUGCUGAUCGGUUGUCAUCAUUAAGUGUGGUGCCUUCCUCUCGCCUCAUCCAACCUCGACACCAGCCGCUGCACCCACUACCCGCCCACUCUUCCCCCUCCUCCACUCCUUCUUCCCCCAAGCAAGGUGUCCCCUCCCCUACACCCCUGGGAGGACCUUCGACCUCCCCCGCCCAUCUCACUCUCCCCAACGCCCCCGCCUCCUCCUUCUCCCAAAAUGAGUCACAAAUCCCAUCCACGCCCACAACACCCACCACACCAUAUACUCCCACAGUACAGAACGAAGCAAGUAACAGAGGUAUUGGUUCAUCAGGAAGCAGUGGUUCUCGGGUACUACUCUGGCGGUUCCUACUUGAUCUUCUCCACAACCCCAAAUAUACACCUAUCUACAUCCGCUGGCUAGACCGUCCCGCUGGCAUCUUCAG